Talaromyces atroroseus is the source of this 2097-nucleotide messenger RNA. RefSeq lists its product as hypothetical. Bases 1 to 2097 code for a protein of 698 amino acids. Gene Ontology annotation, biological process: L-phenylalanine catabolic process. The record is from RefSeq and is a predicted model, not a curated record. Gene Ontology annotation, cellular component: cytoplasm. NCBI's taxonomy places the organism in Eukaryota, Fungi, Ascomycota, Eurotiomycetes, Eurotiales, Trichocomaceae. The transcript has 2 exons. Gene Ontology annotation, molecular function: ammonia-lyase activity.
AUGUCUUCCAGUUCUGAACACUUCCAGACCGCGAGCGACUUGUGGAGAAAAGCCCAGAGUCUUAAAAAUGGCAGCAAUAUAACCAUUACGGGGAAAGAGCUUGAUAUCGCCACCGUCUUUGCAGUCUCACAAGGAGGCCGCCAGCCCUUCCUUACCGAGGACAAAGCCACCUGCGCACGCAUUCACGAAAGUGUGGAACAGUUAAACCACUAUCUCGAGAAAGGCCGUGCCGUCUAUGGAGUCACUACAGGAUUCGGUGGAAGUGCAGAUUCCAGGACGAAAGAGGUACACAAGCUGCAGAUUUCGCUACUCCAACAUACGCAAAGCGGAGUCAUUCUUGCAUCUGACCAAGUUAUAAAUGAUGGAAUCGCCGAACAUCAUUCCGAGCUGACAUCGAUGCCAAUGUCCUGGGUCAGAGCGGCGAUGUUGGUGAGAUGCAACGCAACUGCUCGGGGCCAUUCUGCAGUGACCAUGGGCGUCCUACAGGCCAUCUUGAGACUGCUUCGACAUGACAUCAUUCCAAUGGUGCCGCUGAAGGGAUCUAUUUCUGCGUCCGGCGACCUGAUGCCACUUGCAUUCAUGGCUGGCGCUAUUGAGGGCAACCCAGAUAUCAAGGUUUGCCAGCGACAAGGCGAAUCUCUCAAGAUCCUAUCCGCGGAAGCAGCUCUGGAACUACAUCAAAUCCCAAAGAUAAGGUUUGGACCAAAAGAAGCUUUGGGUCUUGUAAAUGGCACGGCCUCAUCGGCUGGUCUGGCUUCUAUCGUCAUGUACGAGGCACACCAUGUGGCAACACUAUCACAAGCAUUCACAGCGUUGGUAGUAGAGGCAAUGCUUGGAAACUCGGAGAGCUUCCAUCCAUUUAUCAGCGAGGCACGACCCCACCCCGGUCAAAUCGAGGUCAGCCGUAAUAUCUUAGCAAUGCUGCAGGGCUCAUAUCUGGCAAAGGGUAUUCGUAACAGCAAAGACUAUGCCCCGGAAGGACUUGUCCAGGAUCGAUAUGCGCUCAGGAGCACACCUCAAUGGAUUGGACCGCAACUGGAAGAUCUUCUCUCUGCUAAUAAACAGAUCACCACUGAGUUGAAUUCGUCGGCAGACAAUCCUAUCAUCGAUGCUGAAGCCCAGGAGGUCUACUACGGUGCAAACUUCCAGGCCGCAGCAGUUACUUCUGCCAUGGAAAAGACACGCCUCGCGAUACAAAUGCUUGGAAAACUGUUCUUUGCCCAAGCAACCGAACUCAUCGAUGCCAAUCUCAACAAUGGUCUGCCCGCAAAUCUUUGCGCUGACAAUCCCAGCCUUUCCUUCACUAUGAAGGGCGUCGACGUUAACAUGGCAGCGUACAUGUCCGAACUAGGCUUCCUAGCCAAUCCAGUUAGCACCCACGUACAAUCCGCCGAGAUGGGCAACCAAUCGAUCAAUUCACUCGCCCUUUUGUCUUCCCGCAUGACCAAAAAGGCUGUGGAGCUAGUGUCCCUGAUGGGCGCCACCUGUCUCUACGUCGGCUGUCAGGCAUUGGAUCUUCGAGUCAUGCAAAUCGAAUACCUUGACGAACUGUACUCAAUCUUGCAAAAUGAUCUAGGAUCGUUCUUCGCCUCGAGCCUGGAACCGAAGGGAAUCGAGUCAUACAAGAUGCAACUCCGAAAGCAGCUUACAUCUUGCUGGCGAGCAUCUUCCCGUCUGGAUAAUGCAGAGCGUUUCAAUGCAGUCGCUGACGGCGCUGUCCUCUCGUUGCUGCGCGUCCUCAAGAACUCCAAUCAAAUGCCUUCUGAGCCAUGGGCGCUAAGCUUGGUGCAAACCUGGAGAUCGAAUGUCGAAAGCAAAGCGACCAGCAUCUACGAGGUCGCUUUCCGCCGGUUUUGUGCGAAGCAAACCACAGAACAGUAUCUUGGAGUCGGGUCCCGAGCGCUCUACCGCAUGGUCAGAAAAGAGCUCGCCGUACCAUUUCAUCAGGGUUUGGGUGAGCACCCAGGUUCAGAGGAUACCGUCAUAUACGGCGAGAAUGUGAGGCCGAGAAAGAUCAUCGGCAACUGGAUUGCUACGAUCUAUGAAGCCAUUCUCGACGGGAGGAUGAAUCAUGCGUUGUACGAUAUUCCACGAUAG